This is a messenger RNA of Linum tenue, 2755 nucleotides long. The record is from the annotation of a GenBank genome assembly. NCBI's taxonomy places the organism in Eukaryota, Viridiplantae, Streptophyta, Magnoliopsida, Malpighiales, Linaceae.
AUGAACAAUUUGGGGAAAGGUGUGAAAAGGAGUCGUGAGGAAGAAAAUGAUACUUCUACUACUACUGACAGGUUGAGCCAUCUUCCACGCUUCAUUAUACAUCACAUCCUUUCGUUUCUCGACGCCAAAUCGGCCGUCCAAACCUCUGUAUUGUCUCGAGUGUGGAGGUGCGCCUGGAAAUAUGUCCCUGUCCUCAGUUUUCAUCGUGAUUCCUUCGAAAAGUAUUCGAGUUUCCUGAAGUAUGUCGACAGGGUUUUGUCUCUCCGGUUUCGAUUGGAUGUCCGCACUGUAUCCUUCAUUGAUGGCGAGAAGUCGCCGGAAAGAACUUUUUUCCCGUUUGCAAAGGUCAUCAAGUAUGCAUUGUCCCACGAGGCUCAGCAUCUGGUGAUUGACCUGCAGAAUGGAGAGGAUAUCUAUGAAACUUUCAGGUUCUGCUAUUUGUUUGGUAUGAACUUGAAUUGCAACCUUAAGACGCUUAAACUACGACGUGUCUCAGUGGAUACUAGAUUCGAUUUUUCUGGCUUUCGGAUGCUCAAUGAUCUGAAUUUGGAGCAGUGCUUGCUUUGCUCUCUUGAUGAUGAGAAUGUGGAUCCUUUUGCUGGCUUUCCCUGUUUGAAGAAUUUGGUCUUGACUCAGUGUCUCCACACUGAUUUUGCUGAUGGCGCGGGUAACAGGAGUUUUAAGAUAUCUGGACUCCAGUUGCUAAGCCUGAAAUUAGACUGUCUGUUGUCUUUGAAGAUCGAAAUAUGUGCACCAAAGCUUGAAUUCUUCGCACUUGUGCAUGACUUGGAAUUCCUGAAUUUCUCCAACUUAAGCAUUCCUUCCCUCGUACAUGCUGAUAUUCGGGUCUCUGACGAGGAAAAAACGAUUGGGCUUGACAAGGAGCGCAGGAUGCAGCAUUUGAUCGCCUUGUUACAUGGUUUGAAUAAUGCAACAUCUCUCAAGCUGGAUAACUACACCAUCCAGGUAUUGUGCAAUAUUGAUACCGAGUUUCUGGAGCAGCAAACCUCGCCAUUUACGAAAUUGAAGUCCUUGAAGGUGGGAGCUGUCACUGUUCCCAGCGCACUGCUUGAUUACUUUCUGAAAGGCUCUUCUAUGGCGACACCAAAUGUUGAGUUUCCGAACUUGAAACAAUCUAUUGUUCUCUGCUGCGAAAACGCCAUGACUGAGUUUGGAGAAGCUGGAAACAGGUGCGGUGAAGAAGAAGCUACAGCUGACAGGUUAAGCCAUCUUCCAGACUUCAUUAUUGAUCACAUCCUUUCAUUUCUCGACACGAAAUCCGCCGUUCAGACCUCUUUACUGUCCCCAUCUUGGAGGUCCGCUUGGAAGAAUGUCCCGGUCCUCGACCUUCGUCGGGAUUCCUUCCAGCAUUACUCGAGUUUUCGCAGCUUUGUGGAGACAGUUUUGUCUCUCCGCCAUCCCCUUAAUGCCCGCAAGAUUAGCUACACAGACGAUGAGAGUGCGGGUGCUAGAGACCGUAGUCUGUUGAUUAGGCUCGUCCAAUGUGCGCUUUCCGAUCAUACUACUCAACAUUUAGUGAUUAACCUCGCGGAUUUUAUGAAUAGUCCAAUUUUAUUCUCCGAGUUGUUCGGCUCGAUCUUGGAUUCCGAUCUCAAAACUCUAGAGUUGAAAGGUGUUGCCUUGGAUGGAGGUUAUGAAUCUCCUUGUUUUCGGUUGCUGAGGAGUUUAGAUUUGCAAAACAGCAGUCUGAUUUGCACUUAUAAAGGGGAUCGUGAUCCCUUUUCUAAGUUUCCUAGUUUGGAGAAUCUUGUCUUGAGUAGUCACGGCACUAGUGAUCUUAGGAUCUCCGGACAGCAUUUGCUUAGCCUUAAAAUGUUACUUAUGUUUCCGGCCGACCUUGAAAUAUUUGCCCCGAAACUCAGGUCCUUCAGCCUUUGGAAUAAUUGGACACUCUUAAGAUUUUCAAAUAUAAGCCUUCCUUCCCUAGAUCAUGCUCAUAUCCAAGUUCAUAUCCGUAACUUGACGAUAGAGGACGACAGGUAUCGCGUCCGCAUCCGCCUGGAGCGAUAUUUGAUCUUCUUGUUCCAAGGUUUGCGUAAUGCAAAAUCUCUGAAGCUGCAUUACUGGACCAUUCAGGCACUCAGUGAAUUGUAUGAGUUUCUGGAGCAACAACCUUCACCAUUUACGAGAUUGGAGUUGCUGAUCGUGGAAGCUGAUGACAUACCUUCUCAACUGGUCGAUUACUUUUUCAAAGGAACUACUGCAGAACCAAAGAUCAAGUUUCUCCCCACGUUAGCCGCACUGCCAUAGUUUCUCCUCGGCAGACAGGCGGGUUCGUAGUUGUUGCAAUUGUCGCCUGCCAAGGAGCUUGAAGCUGCUGGGUUUUCGCCUUUCGGCCUUGGCCUCGUAAUGCAGCCCCCUAGAAAGGCUAAUGCUAUCUUAUUUUGGUGCCAGAUAAAUCGACUUCUAUUCUGAACUGGGUUCUAUUGCUGAAGUUGAAAGAUGGCCAGCUGCUGUAUUGCCAGUUUAAAUGUCUGGAUCAUGUACGGUGAAGUGUCAUCUUACAUGGUGUAAUUAAGUGAUGCCACUCCAUUAUGUCUUGUUGCAGAAUUAGCUAUCUGGAUUUACAGUUGGGACCAAACGUUAUGAAUGUCUAUAUAUAUUGUACAUAGAUUUGAAUGUUUACUGUGGAAUUCGUUUUAGUGGGUGCUGUUUUCGGCCUGCACUGCAAUUGUGAGGUUUACUAGCUAGUGGCUUUCUACUUGAUGAUUGAGCAUGUUUUGCUUUGGUGGGA